Messenger RNA from Plasmodium cynomolgi strain B, 5601 nucleotides. RefSeq lists its product as hypothetical. The record is from RefSeq and is a predicted model, not a curated record. The coding region runs from base 1 to 5601 and encodes 1866 amino acids. Gene Ontology annotation, molecular function: metal ion binding. Lineage: Eukaryota; Apicomplexa; Aconoidasida; Haemosporida; Plasmodiidae. The transcript has 2 exons.
AUGGAGUGCGUUUCGCAUGACAGCCGAAGCACAAACGGCGCAAUAUGCAGCAAGGAGUUAACAAAUAGCAGUGGUAAUUCCAAGUCGAUCGAAAUGCAUGCAUAUAAAAAUAAAUUCGAAAAAAACCCGAACUAUGAGCAAAAUGGCCAAGCAGCAAUUAGGAUAAGUACCAGUCAGAAAAGCAGAAAAAAUGGGCGCACAAAGAAUUUUUCAAAAAAUAAAGCAGAUUUCAAUAAUUUCUUUUAUGAAGAAAAAUAUGCCAAUAGUAGUUAUGUGGAGAAGGGGAAACGCCCCGAUAGGCAUUUUCCUCAUGGGGGUCUAGGAAGUAAUAGGGGGGUUAACGAAAAUCGCCUAAGAAAAGGCACAUCAUCAGGAAAUUGCAGCAGUGGUAAUAAUAAUAAUAUCGGAGUGCACAAUCCUAUGGAAUCAUUCGGGAAGAACUAUUCAGGCUCAAGAAUGAAUGUGGCAAAUGGUGCAGAGGAAAAGUCCGCAAAACGGGUGGCGAGCAAUAACGAGAACUUAGUGCCAACUGCGGAUAAAUCACACGUGGGCAUGCUCGAUAGUAGAAGUAGGAGAAGAGGUGCAAACUCAGAAAAGCAGCCAUUUGUCUUUACGAACAAACGGGGAGCAACUGGAAGUUAUAAUGAUCCAAAUGACAGCAUUGUAGAGUGCGCUAACGACGAUGAUCGUGUCGCCGCUGAACAUUUGGGCGUGGGUGGAAGCAUGUGUGGUGACCUCUAUGGUGACGUUAUCGAUGGCGAAGGCAACAGCCACAAGGGUGAUUUCCCCAACGAAGGAACCCCCCUCAGCAAGAAAAGCAGCUUCCUGCGAAAGAGUAAAUCCCUGAACAGAAAUAAUAUUUACGAGAGCAAAGAGGACGACAAACGGCUGCUAUCCAUUACGAAUAGGGACACCCCAGAAGGUACGGAUUACACGAACGUGACGAAGAAAGCUUGUUCGAAUAACGAAUUAAAAUUUAAAGAAAAAAAAAAAGAUGAAGUGAACUGCACAAGUAGGGAAGCGAAUUACGAUUUUAAGAGCGCCUUGAAUGUCCAAUUCUCUAAGACAAAAAUGUGCCCAUAUAUGAACACCAAAGAAAAGUGCAAACGGUUUUUAAGUAAUAUGUGCCCCUAUGCACAUGACCAAAGUGAGUUAAAGCCAUUUCCAGAUUUGUACAAAACAGCCAUGUGUCGUAACUUCAUGAAAAAUUUAUGUAGCAAGUCGAAGGUUGAGUGUAAUUUCGCACAUAAUGUGGAAGAGCUCAGAUCGACGGAUGAGUUUUACAAAACGACAUUGUGUAAGUUUUUCCUCAACGGAUACUGCAAGGCGGACACCAACUGCAGGCACGCGCAUGGGCACAAGGAGCUGAAGUGUAAAGAGGCGAAGUGUAGAGAAGUGAAACGUAAGGAGGUGAACUGUGAAGGGAUGAACUGUAAAGAGAUGAACUGUGAAGGGAUGCAAUAUGAGGAGGUGAACUGUGAUGAGAUGCAGCAUAAGGAGGUGAACGGUGAUGAGAUGCAGAAUAGGCACCUCGGCAGUCUGUCCUGGGAGAACGACAGGGUAGGCACGGAGAAGGCGAAUAACAAUGGCGAGGAAGAGCAGCCACAGCACCCACAGUACCCGCACCAGCAGAGCGACAUGGAAGGGGGGGGAACUCUUCUAAACGGAGAAACAAUGAACCGGUUCAAGUCGUCGGAAAGCUGCUCCUUGAACGAGGGGAAGGAGGUAAGGAUCAUAAGAGAAGGGGAAGACGUUACGGAGGAGGAUCUGCUUGCCACGGAAGACAUUGAAGAGGACGAAGCAGUAAUGGACGUUAUCGCGGUGGAAGGAAAACGCAUAUCAAACACACGCGAUAGGAAAAAAAAUGAUAGCAAAAAGAAAAAAGAAAAAUUCUACAACGCAUCGCGAAAACUCAUGUCCAUUAGCACGAAGGACACGUACUGCUUUUUGUCCAAUGGGUUGUCCAGAAACAUGGAGUCGUCCGAAAAUUUCGAUGAUGAAAAUAGGAGUGUAAAGACGAAUGAAGAUUCGACUCUCGCCCAUAGCAAUGGGGACUCCAAGAUAAAGAGUUCAGAUAGCGCAAAUAGCUAUUUUAAGGGGGAUCCCCACCCUGAGUAUCCAUUCAAGUCUAACGAAACGAUCUACCGAAUGGAGGUAAAGGAUGAGGAAGUUAACCACCCCUUUGACGCAACUGGGAAGGAAGCCCAAAACGGAAGUGAUACCGAGCAGAGGCGCAACUCUGUGGAUCAUAAUGAGCAAGUGACCACAAUUGGACACUUUGGAGAAAGGCAUAACACGACUGAUGGAAAACAGGAAAGAGACAAUAGUAACAAAUUCACAUAUUCAAAUUCGCACAGAGGUAGUAACGUGGCACAGAAUGGAAGUUUAGCUUUGAAAAAAGAGGGCAGAAAAAUCUUUAACGACGAUAAUGCAUGUGCACAUAGAAAUAAAAUGAGCGUCAGUGGGGGCAAAGGUUCGAACGAAGCUACCAUUCAUCCCAAAAUGGAAAGGAACAAAAAUGGAAGGGGCUACAUGAACCCUAAUCUCUCCCCCAUCGGUAGUAAAGGUGGCACAAGAAAUUUUCAGGACAAAAUGGGGAACGGAAAAUUAAGUCGAAAUGUGCAAGUUGAUGCGAUCGAGGUGAACAAUGAAAUGUGCCCCCGAAAUGAGAUGCACUUUAGCAGAUUGUGUGAGAAUGGCGUGCAUGGUUAUAAUGGAGCCGCGGGAUACACUGGGAGUUGCGGCGGCAUGGAGAGCAGUGGGUGUGUGCAGGAGAGGGGAGAGAAUUGCACAUGGGAGGAUCACGCUCGGGAGAACCACGCCGGGGAGAACCACGCAGGUGAAUACAACAGGAGCGGUUACCGAAGCAGGGGAUUUCAUAACGCCGACAAGGGCAAUGGCAACUUCCACAGCGGGAGUAACAACAACUUUAACGGAGCCUUUGGUAACAGCGCCGAUAACUACAGCAACAGCGGGGGUAAACCUUAUGGAAAUGGCAAAAGGGCGAAUGGAGGCACGACGAGGUACGAUGGCCACACCGCCAGUAGAGACAGCAGCAAUAAUGGAGUGGCGAAUAGGGGCGCGGCGAAUGGGGGCGUGGCGAAUGGGGGCUUUGUGGAUAACACCAUGGCGAGUGGUGGUUUCGCGAAUAAUAGAAUGAUGAGCAACAACCUGGUGAACAAUAACCUGGUGAACAGCAACAUGGUGAACAGCAACAUGGUGAACAGCAACAUGGUGAACAGCAACAUGGUGAACAACAAUGUGGUGAACAACAAUAUGGUGAACAGCAACAUGAUGAGGAAAAACUUCAGGAAUAACAACGCAAGGAAUACCACUCGAAAUGUGAGAAACAGCGCAAGAAACAACUUGAGGAACUGCGGCAUGGCAAAUUACGGCGCGAACCCUAACAGCGCGAACCCUAACAGUGCAUACCCUAACGAUGUUGUGGAGAAUAAUAUGCGCACUAUGCAUUCCGAAAACGUCAACACCUACAACAGCAACUUCAGUUGCUACAGUGCCAGCGGGGGGGACGCAAAUGCUUACAUGAACGUGAAUAAUUUUUCCUACAAGAAUGUGACCCAGGGCAGCAACUGCAAUGUUGUUGGUAGAGCACCCAGCAAGAUUGACCAUACCAAUUAUGGUGGUAAUUAUGGCGGUAAUCAUGGCGGUAAUCAUGGCGGUAAUCAUGGCGGUAAUCAUGGCGGUAAUUAUGGCAGUCAUUAUGGCGGUCAUUACGGAAACGUUGGUAACGGUCCAGUCGGCGGCAACAACAACCCAUACAUUCCACAGGACUAUACUCCACCCAUCUGUAACAAUAUAAUGAAGCAGAAUAAAAAUUAUAGAGGUAAGAAAAAGAGUGCGCAAAAUAACAUGCCGCAAGAAAUGAGCAACAAUGGCAACUUUGAAAACAAUAGCGGGUAUGAUCGUAAUGGCAACAUAUAUGGUCGAGGUGGUGUGAAGCGGGACGGGAAUUAUAACCCUCAUGGCUUCAACCCCAAUGGUACGAUAGGCAGUAUGAAUAAUGACCACAUUGACGGGAACAGUUAUGGCGAUAUGUUCAUGAAUAAUGGUCCAAGGAACAACCACCAUGACGGUGUCAAUAACAUCUACGGCAGAGGCAAUGGGAAUAAUUAUUACCCCUACGGCCACGAUACCAACGGGACGCAUGUAAUGAACACCCCCCUUGAAAAUUGUGCAGAUAUACGCAACGGAGGCAUGGAACCGAGUGUGCACAGUGGCCACAUGUACAACACGGCGCGUGCGUAUGGGUUUACAGAUGGACAGAGCGGCGCGCAUGAUGGGAUGCAAAACGGGGCGCACCACGGAGUGUAUGGCGCAGUGCAAAACGGAUCACAUUACGGUGCACAUAAUGGAAUGCAAAACGACACACAUCGAGCCUUCAGACAAAUGGACAAAAAAACGCAUAGUGGCAAUAUCGACCAUAUGCAUGGAAGCAGAAAUAGGAAGUGCCUUAUGAGCAACAAUGCCGAUAACGAGACGUACAAGAGUGGUGACGAAAACUGUAGCCACACGGUGAACCGAGCGGACGAGGCGAACGGAGCGAACAUGGCGAGCGGGGCGAACUUGGGUCAACCCGUUGCAUGCUAUCCUGGUGUGCACGAUGAAGCCAGCAUGGAAGGUGGAAGAUUCUUAUGUAGGAAGUCGAGAGGUUGCCCCUCGAAUAGUUUAAAAAGUGGACACAUGGCAGAAGCAGCGGAAAUGAAAAGAAAUAAUUAUGAUGAAACCAACUUAGGUACAAAGAAAUCGGACCACAUCGGCAAGAGCGAAAAGGAAAAUAGGAAAGAGUUUCGCAGUGGUGAACAAGGCGUAAGCGAGAUGAAAGGUACUGCAUAUUGCACCAGCUUUAAUGCGAAAGAUAACAAGAACAAGCUAGAACAAAGAGCGCAGUUGCAAGAUAAUAAUCGUGGUAACAGCAAAGAGUGCAACACUCGCCGAAACCGAAAUGCAAGCAAAAAUGGAGGGAGCAAUGAUGGUGUAAUGAUGCAAGAUUUACAUGGCAGCACGAAUCGAAGCACGUUGCGGACAUUAGCUGCGUGCAUAAGUCCCAUGAACGGACCAGCGGACCAGCCUUCAUUAUGCGAAGAUGGCCAAAUGGAAAGUUCCACCUUAGAAAAAAUGAAACGAAAUAAUUAUGAUUCAAGGGGUGAAAAUUUCAAAGGUAGUAACUUAAAAAGUAAGAGUCCACGAAGAAGGGAAUCGCGAAAUAGGAGAGCACAACAUGGGGAACACCAAAGUAGGGGCGAGCACAGUGGAAAGGAACAAAACAGAGGGGAGAAAAAUCAGGAAGAGUUACACACAGAGUUACAAAUAGCUGACGAUCAAAGUAAAAGUGGUAUGCUUAACCAAGAUAACAAAAUUGAAAAAUUUCUAAUUGACGAAGAACCCCAAACGUGUGUGUCUUGCUAUCAGUACGUGACAGAUCCCACGCCGGGGGAAAUUACCCCAACAAAUCCUUGCUGUUUAAUAUGUGGGCAGGUAAUAAAAAAAUCGCUCUCUUUGAUGAUCAUAGAGUUAUUGCAGCCACAGGUGCAACACCUACUUUCGGAUGUCAACUUUUAUGUGCAAAAUUAUCACGACUGA